Messenger RNA from Adineta ricciae, 301 nucleotides. Lineage: Eukaryota; Metazoa; Rotifera; Eurotatoria; Adinetida; Adinetidae. The record is from the annotation of a GenBank genome assembly.
AACGACAAAUAUGCCUUUAGCUAAAGAUCUCCUUCAUCCUUCAAUGGAACAAGAACGUUGCCGACACAAGAAGAAACGACUUGUUCAAAGUCCUAACUCAUACUUCAUGGAUGUUAAAUGUCCAGGUUGUUACAAAAUCACUACAGUUUUUAGUCAUGCACAAACUGUUGUCUUGUGCGUAGGUUGCAACUAUGUACUCUGUUCGCCAUCGGGUGGCAAGGCUCGCCUUACGGAAGGUUGUUCAUUUCGCAAGAAACGAGAUACACCAUUGGCACGCAAAGAUGAGAUGGACCGAAAUUAA